CACACUGACUAUAAAAAUGCAAAAUGAUUGGAGUUUCUGGGUGGGAAUUGAAGCUACUGCAUUUCAGGAAAAUAAACAUGGGACUUCGAACUCUUCCCUUGUCACCUUCUCAAAACUGUUGCUUCCCUCCUCAGGUGGGAGUUACACAGAAAUGCUUGAAUUAUCACUGCAGGCUUCAUCAGAGCUUUAAAUUUAGGGUUCUUGCUAAAUCAGAGAAUAGCAAAGAGCAGCCAAAGAAGAGCAAGCAAUCUUUGUUUAGCAGUGUAACAGAAGCUUUAGAUUUUUCCCAGGUUCGUUCUGCUAAAGAUGCUGAACUUCUUGACGAGGCUAGAGAAAACACCAGGUCUGGUGGUAGAAUGACAAGGGAACAGUAUGGUGCUCUUAGACGGAAAAUUGGAGGGACUUACAAGGAUUUCUUCAAAUCUUACAUUGAAGUGGAUGGGCAAUAUGUUGAAGAGGGCUGGGUGGACAAAACUUGCAAGGUCUGCAAGAAAGACACAGGAGGGGAGCCAAGGCAAGUAGACAAGUUUGGGAGAUAUGUUCAUGUAGCAUGUCUAGAAAAGGCAAAUUCAGGGAAUUUCUUUACCAGAUUGUUCUCCAGAUGAAGGGGAUGCUGCUGCAGAAUGAAAAUUUUCCUUUGUAUAGCUAUUGGUAUAGAUUUUGUGCAAGAGAUUUGCAAAAGUCAAUUGUUACAAUCUUCAACUACAUUUUUAGCAUUUAGAUUACUUGGAAAAAAAAUUUGUGAUAAUCUUUUCCCAGAAUAUUGCAGUCAAUGCUUCGAUGUUAAGCAAUCCAAAUGUAAACUACGAGGAACUUCAAUUACAAGUUCUAACUUCAAGCUAAACAUUUACAAGGGAAAACAAACAUUACUAGUGAUUCUGAUAGAUGGGCUAUAGACAAGUAAAUUGAAGACUAAUAACUGGCAUUUAUAUAAACCAAGCAUUCAGGACAGCGCUUGGACAGCCGCAGCAUCUCAUGUCUCUUCACCAGCACCGAUUCUUCGCCUUCUCUUUUAUAUUUUCUUUGAGAACUAUGAGUGUCAAUUUUUUUUUUCUAAUUAAAAUUAGAGUAAAAUUUCAGUUUAUACA
Molecule: messenger RNA, 1088 nt
Organism: Manihot esculenta (cassava)
Lineage: Eukaryota; Viridiplantae; Streptophyta; Magnoliopsida; Malpighiales; Euphorbiaceae
Exons: 3
Coding region: 24-605 (193 amino acids)
Biological process (GO): chloroplast organization; positive regulation of DNA-templated transcription
Cellular component (GO): nucleus
Molecular function (GO): DNA binding; zinc ion binding
Source: RefSeq, a predicted model, not a curated record